Hydra vulgaris (swiftwater hydra) is the source of this 1370-nucleotide messenger RNA. RefSeq lists its product as uncharacterized. The record is from RefSeq and is a predicted model, not a curated record. Lineage: Eukaryota; Metazoa; Cnidaria; Hydrozoa; Anthoathecata; Hydridae.
AUUCCAAUACAGAGCAAAAAGUAACUGACGUUCGAAUAUCUAACCGUUGAUGUUUAAACUGUUAACUAAUCAAAAGAAAUCAAUAGACAAGAGCAUCAGCCAAUAUAUUCGGUAUUUUAAAAAAUGUCGUCUUUGUAUAUUUUUCUUUUAACUAUGGUAAUUUCGAUCCGAUGCCAAACGACAAGCAUAGAACCUUCUCCUUCAACAGAAUCGUCUGUAACAGAUUCUUCAAUACUUUCUGACACACCGCAAAUUUCUGUUGAUCCGUCAAGUACAACAUCUGCAGACCAAAUUUCAAGUAUUAUGGUGUCAACUUCAUAUGGCUCAAUUUACCAAACUACAGAAAGUUUAGAUGCAACGUUAACACCAUCCACUUCGUUGCUUAAUGCAAGUAUGUUAAGCUCAGAUGCAACUAUGCUAAGCUCGGAUGCAACUAUAUUAAGCUCGAUAAGCACAGUGAAUUUAAAUGCAACGUUAACACUGUCAACUUCAUUGCUUGAUGCAACUAUGUUAAGUUCGAAAAGCACAGAGAAUUCAGAUGCAACGUUAACACCGUCCACUUCAUUGCUUAAUGCAACUAUGUUAAGCUCGGAAAGCGCAGAAAUCGACUCAAAUAGUAUUAUGGCAACAUCAACCGUUUCUGAUACCGCAUCUGUGGAUAUUGAAGCAUUACUAAUGGAAACAACAGUUAACUCAUUAACAUACGAGAAUCUUAUUCAACAACCAGUGAUGAUAAAGACAUCUUUUGCACUAACAAACACGUGGAAUGCAUCAUUAAAUAACACUUCUAGUCAAGAAUACAUUGCAUUAAAAACAAAAGUGAUUAACGGAUUUAACAAUCUUUAUGCAAGUGAUCCAGACUACAUAAAUACAACGCUAACAAAUUUUGCUCCAGGAAGUAUCAUUGUCAAUGUUAUUAUAAACUUCGCUCCACAAACAACUACCGCAUCUGCAGAAACAAAAAAAACCACGUUGAUCCAAGCAUUUAGUCAAAACACUUUUGCAAGUUUUGCAGUAGUUGCUAACUCUAUGAAUAUUACUCUUGUAACAAACGGAGAGUGGUCACCUUGGAACGAUGUUACAGGAAUUUGCGUAAACUCGCUAAAAAGCCAAAUUCGCGUAUGCAUAUCAAUUGGAGGAGGUUCGCCGUGUGUUGGUUCUAACACCCAAACAAUUCCAUGCACAUCUUCAUCGAGUGUAUCAGCGACUUUAACACCAUAUUCUUUGUUGUCUUUUAUAAUUGUAACAACCACUAUUAUUUUGUCAUAAUUUUUAUAUUUUUUUAAAAUUUGUAAUUUAAAUAAUUUAUUUGAUUUAAAUGUGUAAAUAGCUGGAUAAAUGAAUGUAUAAAUAAAAAUAAUAAUAAAAAC